Molecule: messenger RNA, 513 nt
Organism: Trichomonas vaginalis G3
Lineage: Eukaryota; Parabasalia; Trichomonadida; Trichomonadidae
Product: aminoacyl-tRNA editing domain-containing protein
Exons: 1
Coding region: 1-513 (170 amino acids)
Molecular function (GO): aminoacyl-tRNA deacylase activity
Source: RefSeq, a predicted model, not a curated record
AUGUCACAUGAAGGAAAUUUCACUACGGAAAAGGUCCGUAACUAUUUAAAGCAGUUUGGGAGAGACAACGAAGUAAUAGAAUUGCAUGAAUCAAGCGCCACAGUUGAACUCGCAGCACAAGCACUAAAAACACUUCCCGCAAUUAUUUGCAAGACUCUUUCUUUUCAAACACCUUCAGGACCAGUACUUGUGAUGGCCGCAGGUGAUGCAAGAAUUGAUAAUCAGAAAUUCAGAGCCCAAUUUAAUUGCAAAUGUAACAUGCUUAAAUCAUCAGAUGUAUUUGAAUUAACAGGCUAUCCACCUGGUGGUGUAUGCGGUUUUGAUAAUCCAGAACCUUGCAAGAAAUAUUGUGAUGUCUCUUUGAAGAGAUUUUCACAUGUUUUCCCUGCUUGUGGAACAGCAUCAUCCGCAAUUAAACUAACUUGCGAUGAAUUGUUCACUUUGACAAAAAGUAUUGAGUGGAUUGAUGUUUGCAAGGCUUGGGAUCCAAAUUUGAAGGAGCCAAGCGAAUAA